Molecule: messenger RNA, 555 nt
Organism: Cebus imitator (Panamanian white-faced capuchin)
Lineage: Eukaryota; Metazoa; Chordata; Mammalia; Primates; Cebidae
Product: transmembrane and immunoglobulin domain-containing protein 2-like
Exons: 5
Coding region: 1-555 (184 amino acids)
Biological process (GO): B cell differentiation; B cell receptor signaling pathway
Cellular component (GO): B cell receptor complex; external side of plasma membrane
Source: RefSeq, a predicted model, not a curated record
AUGAUGCUUGUCCUCCUGGUACAGUUCUGGGGAUCCUCAAGCGUGAACGAGCAGCAAGGGCCCCAGCAACUGCAGGUGAGGCAGGGCAGUCAGGCAACUAUGGCCUGCCAGGUGGACCAGGCCCCGGCCUGGGAACAGCUCCAUGUUGAGUGGACCAAAGAUGGGAGCGUCCUGUGCCAGCCAUACAUCACCAAUGGCAGCCUCAGCCUGGGGCUCUGUGGGCCCCUGGGAUGGCUCUCCUGGCAGGCACCCAGCCAUCUCACCAUGCGGCUGGACCCUGUGAUUCUCAACCACAGUGGAAACUACAUGUGCACGGUGGCCACAGAGAUUCCUGACUUGGAGGAGGCUGAGGGCAAUGGAACAUGGCUCUCCAUGGACCCAGAUGACCCCCCACAGAACAGAAACCCAACCCCAAACUUCCCAGGACUCCUCUUUGUGAUGCUGGGGGUGGAGAGCGUGGGUGUGGCCUCAAUGGUGCUGGGUGCCUGGUUCUGUGGCCACCGCCACUGCCAGCAAAGGGACUCAGGUAACAGCCCAGCCCAGAAAGGACACUAA